Messenger RNA from Heteronotia binoei (common prickly gecko), 3021 nucleotides. RefSeq lists its product as uncharacterized. Gene Ontology annotation, molecular function: nucleic acid binding. The record is from RefSeq and is a predicted model, not a curated record. Lineage: Eukaryota; Metazoa; Chordata; Lepidosauria; Squamata; Gekkonidae. The transcript is spliced from 6 exons. Gene Ontology annotation, biological process: DNA integration. The annotation marks the transcript as partial.
AAAAUGGCGGUCCUCAUCGAGGGGAACCCCUGCCAAAUGGAAGUGGACUCUGGUUCCUCCAUCUCCAUUAUAGCGGAGGAAACCCUGAGGAAGCUGUGCCCCCCCCAGCGGCUGCAACUAAGGCCGGCGAACUUCAUACUCCGGGACUUUCAGAAGAAUCCGGUGCAAAUCACGGGGUGGGCGCGGGUGCAAGUCGAGCGGGGGUCCUUCUACGGCCCGCUGGACAUCCUGGUGGUAAAGCGCCAGCUUGCCACCCUGCUAGGACUGGCGUGGUUCAAACCCUUGGGGAUCCGGGUGGAAGGGGUGGGGCAAACCCUAACACCCAGGGGGUUCGGGGAGAUAUGCCAGGAGUUCCCUGACGUGUUCGAUGGUUCUCUAGGGAGCUACAAAGGGCCGGCCAUCUCCCUACCGCUAGACCCCACGGUCAGGCCGAUUCGGCUCAAGGCGAGGAGGGUCCCGUUCACUUUAAAGCCAAAAAUAGAGGCCGAACUAGACCGCCUCACAGCCCAGGGAGUCCUGGAGCCUGUGGACUAUGCCACCUGGGAGACCCCCAUCGUAACCCCUAUCAAGCCAAACGGGGAGGUGCGGAUCUGCGCAGACUAUAAAUGCACGAUAAACAAGGCACUGCAGGAUAACCCCUACCCAGUGCCGGUGGUGAGCCAUGUUCUGGCUGCCCUAGCGGGGUCCAAGAUCUUCGGGAAGCUGGACCUGGCACAGGCCUAUCAACAGCUCCCGGUAGAUGCUAAGACGGCGGAAGCCCAAACGAUAGUGACACACAGGGGGGCCUUCCGGGUGAGGAGGCUUCAAUUCGGGGUUAGCGUCGCUCCCGGGAUCUUCCAAAGUAUAAUGGACGCUCUCCUGAAAGGGAUCCCGGGGGUCCAGCCGUUUUUUGAUGACGUGCUAGUCGCCGCCCCGGACCCCGAAGAAUUCGGCAACCGUUUAAGAGAGGUACUCCGCCGGUUCCAGGCAGCGGGGCUCAAAGUCAAGAGGGAGAAAUGCCUGUUGGGGGUCCCACGGGUGGAGUUCCUGGGGUUCGCCGUAGACGCAGCGGGAAUCCACCCAACGGAAGAGAAGACCCGAGCCAUUGUGAAGGCGCCAGCCCCCACCUGCAAAGCGGAGCUACAAAGCUUCUUGGGAUCCGCGUUUCAGGCAGUCAAGGAUGUUUUGGUGUCUAACGCGGUGCUCCACCAUUUUGACGAGGGCCUCCCCGUCAUCCUGGCUUGCGAUGCGUCGCCAUACGGGGUGGGAGCAGUCCUGGGGCACCAACUCCCCGACGGGAGGGAGGUACCGGUCGCAUACUACUCCCGCACACUGACACCAGCCGAGCGCAACUACGCGCAAAUAGACAAGGAGGCUCUGGCAAUCGUUGCGGGGGUCCGCAAGUUCCAUGAAUACCUGUAUGGGCGGAGGUUCACCAUAGCCACGGACCACAAGCCCCUCUUAGGCCUGCUGGCCCCCGACUGUCAAACCCCCCAAAUACUGUCGCAGCGCGUGUUGAGGUGGAACCAAUCCCUCAACUCCUACACUUACACACUGGUACACAGGGCCGGCAAGGCUAUGGGUCACGCGGACGCGAGGGGCUGGCCGGAGGGGAACAUGGGGGAAGAAUUCAAGCCAUAUAAGACCAGGAGGGAGGAACUAGCAGCCCACAAGGGGUGCCUGUUAUGGGGAAGUAGGGUGGUGAUUCCGCCCCCGCUGCAAAAGCGUGUCCUAGAAUCCUUACACGAGACCCAUCCCGGCAUAGUCCGAAUGAAGGCCUUGGCCAGAAGCUACGUCUGGUGGCCGGGGAUGGAUGGGGAGAUAGAGAGCUGGGUCCGACGGUGCCAAACGUGUCAAGAGUCACGGCCCGAGCCCCCCAGCGCCCCCGCCACUAGGUGGGAGUCAACCCGGAAACCAUGGUCGAGACUCCACCUCGAUUUCGCGGGGCCACUCCAGGGGCAGAUCUUCAUGAUAAUAGUGGACGCCUACACCAAGUGGUUGGAGGUCAUCCCCGUAGGGUCCACCUCAUCCGCCGCCGCAACCCGAGCGCUGCGCAGGGUCUUUUGCACACACGGUAUCCCGGACACCAUAGUCUCAGACAACGGGGCCGCGUUCACGUCUGCAGACUUCCAGGCGUUCCUCCAUAGAUACCUGAUUAGGCACAUAAGAUCUGCCCCCUUCCACCCAGCCACCAACGGCCAGGCGGAGCGGAUGGUCCGCACCACGAAAGAAGCCCUGGGCCGAAUUGUGCAGGGGGACUGGGACCACCGAUUAGCGGCGUUCCUUUUCGAUAAUAGGGUCACCCCCAACCCGGUCACAGGGGUGAGCCCGGCAGAGCUCCUAAUGGGUCGCAAGAUUGGGGCCUUAGAGCGAGAAAGGGGUUCUGCUGGGGAGUCUUUGGUGUGGACUGGGCGUUUUAGGUUCACAGGGUGGUCGGGUACUAUGACUUUUGAGUGGGAGGUACUUGCACGGCUCUCUGCAUUGCAGGAUAGCAGUGUCAGCAGGGAGCAGACCAGUGAACAAACCCUGGAGAUGGAACUGGAUGUUGAAGUCGAGUCAGAUGGAGGUGCAGAGGUACAGGAGCCAGGUGUGGACCAGGAGCGACCGGCCCAGUUAGCACCGGCGGCGGUGGUGGUGACGCCAUCAGGGGUUGAGGUCCAACACCGAAAAACAGCCAGCAGCGGGGCCUUAUCAGAGGCCCGAUUGCAGCAGCUGAACUUCAGCCAAGCCCCUACAGUCUCCGUCCAGGCCGCUCUUCAGGAGCGCACCUUAUCUACGAUCCAAUCAGGCAGCAGAGGAGCAAGUGAAUACGCUGCUCAGCCUCCCGAUCUCAGCCUGGAGACUGAGAAACCACAAACACCUGUUAAAGCAUCCAUUGCUGAAGCGCAUGAGACUGUAACUAACAGACCAAUUCUGGAUGCUUCUGGAAAGCAGCUCAUAGAACUCAGCAGAAGGAUCUGUCCCUGGCAUGACAGUACAAGGGGUUCUGAGUCUAAGCCCAGACUGAAACAUUGUCUGAAGGGCCUACACCCUUCCCGAUGA